Messenger RNA from Castor canadensis (American beaver), 1462 nucleotides. The record is from RefSeq and is a predicted model, not a curated record. NCBI's taxonomy places the organism in Eukaryota, Metazoa, Chordata, Mammalia, Rodentia, Castoridae.
AUGUUUUGUCUCGCAGUGUUUUCUCUUCAGUCAUUGAACAUGUCACUGCAAAAUCAAUUGGAGGAGUCACUGAAGAGUCAGGAAUUACUACAGAGUAAAAAUGAAGAGCUCUUAAAAGUGAUUGAAAAUCAGAAAGAUGAAAACAAAAAAUUUACUAGUAUAUUUAAAGACAAAGAUCAAACUCUUCUUGACAAUAAACAGCAAUUUGACAUCGAGAUGACAAGGGUGAAAAUUGAAUUGGAAGAUGCCUUGGUCAAUGUGAAAAACUCCCAGUUUAAGCUGGAAACUGCUGAAAAGGAAAAUCAGAUAUUGGGAAUAACAUUACGCCAGCGUGAUGCUGAGGUGGCUCGACUGAGAGAAUUAACCAGAACUUUACAGAACAGUAUGGCAAAGCUGCUCUCAGAUCUUAGUGUGGACACUGCUCGUUGCAAGCCUAGGAAUAACCUAACCAAAUCACUUCUGAACAUUUAUGAUAAACAACUUCCACAGGACCCAGCCCCUCUUCACACUUCCAUAAUGAGCUACCUAAAUAAAUUAGAGACAAAUUAUAGUUUCACACAUUCUGAGCUACUUUCUACAAUUAAAAAUGAGGACACCAUAGAACCAGACAGACCCUAUGAAAACAUUCUUCCCUCCAAAGGCCCUCCACAUAGUGACACUAGGGCCAUGGAGGAAUUAUCCACACUUGGGAAUCUUUCUGCCCUUUCCAAACAAGAUUCUGAUGCACAAUGUAAAACCAUGACUUUAAUGGAAGAGGAGUGUAAUUUGGAUAAUACAGUUUAUAUUCCUUUUGCUAGAAGCACUUCUAACAAGCACUCACCACCUUCUAAGAGAAUAUCCCCUCCACCAAAGAUAAGUGUUGCUGCAACACAGCUGGUUAGCAACAGUACACCUAUCUCUGAAACAAAACAUAAACUAUGUGUACCUGUAGUUUGUUCUUCAAAAAAAAAAGCAGAAGAUGUACCUGAAAAUCUUUCCAGAACAGCUAAUAGGGAGGACAUACUGCUCCUCAAGAAAAUUAAGGAAGCAAUUGGUAAGAUCCCUGCUGCCUCCGAAGAUCCAAAGGAACAGACUACCUGUCACAGCCCAACAGCUUGUCACACCACCAGAGUUCAAGUGAAAGGGAAUGCUACUUGUGAUGGCAGCUUUUUAAAUUCUGACUUGAUGUCAGAUUGGAGCAUCUCUUCUUUUUCAACGUUUACUUCUCAUGAUGAACAAGACUUUAGAAAUGGCCUGGCAGCAUUGGAUGCCAACAUAGCUAGACUCCAGAAGUCCUUAAAGACUGGUUUUCUGGAGAAAUGAACUCAGAAGAAAAAUGAGUGCUUCCCUUUUUAAGAUUAGAACUUGGCUACACUAAGGGUAUAUGUUAGUUCUUUAGAGAAAUAACUUUUUAUAUUAUUAAUUAUGUAUAAAAUAAUAAAUUGAAGAUAAAUUUACUGUGGAAUAUUUUAACACUGGAUAA